AUGAAUGUCAUUAAAAGAGACGGUCGUAGAGUUCCUGUCCAAUUCGACAAGAUCUCCUCGAGAUUAGAGAAAUUGGCAUAUGGUUUAGACUCAAGACACGUGCAUCCUUCUGCAAUUACUCAGAAGAUUAUUUCUGGUGUUUAUGAUGGUGUUACAACUGUCGAAUUAGAUAAUUUAGCUGCUGAAACUGCUGCUUAUAUGACAACUAUCCAUCCAGAUUAUGCGGUAUUGGCUGCUAGAGUUGCAAUUUCAAACUUACAAAAGCAAACAACUAAGAAAUUCUCUGAAGUUGUUAAUCAACUAUAUACUUAUAUUGAUCCUAAAAAUGGUAAACCUGCUCCAAUGAUUUCAAAGGAGACUUGGGAAAUUGUCCAAAAAAAUGCGAAUAUAUUAGAUGAUGCAAUUCAUUAUGAUAGAGACUUCAAUUAUAACUAUUUUGGUUUCAAAACAUUAGAAAGGAGUUAUCUUUUAAGAAUAAAUGGUAAGAUUGCCGAAAGGCCCCAACAUUUAAUAAUGAGAGUUGCCGUUGGUAUUCAUGGUGAUGAUAUUGAUUCUGUUAUUGAAACUUAUAAUUUGAUGUCAAAGAGGUAUUUCACACAUGCUUCUCCAACUCUUUUCAAUUCGGGUACUCCAAGAAAUCAAAUGUCUUCAUGUUUCUUAGUUGCAAUGAAGGACGAUUCCAUUGAAGGUAUCUAUGAUACUUUGAAAGAAUGUGCUUUGAUUUCCAAAACUGCUGGUGGUAUUGGGUUACAUAUACAUAAUAUUAGAUCAACUGGUUCUUAUAUUGCCGGUACUAAUGGUACAUCCAAUGGGAUUAUUCCAAUGAUUAGGGUCUUUAAUAACACUGCAAGGUAUGUUGACCAAGGUGGUAAUAAAAGACCUGGUGCGUUUGCACUAUAUAUUGAGCCUUGGCAUUCAGAUAUUCUUGAUUUUAUUGAUAUCAGGAAAAACCACGGUAAAGAAGAAAUUAGAGCAAGAGAUUUAUUCCCUGCUUUAUGGAUUCCUGAUUUAUUUAUGGAAAGAGUUGAGAAAAAUGAAGAUUGGACUUUCUUCUCCCCUAGUGAAGCACCUGGUUUGAGUGAUGUAUAUGGUGAUGAAUUCAAAGAAUUAUAUACCAAAUAUGAAAGAGAAGGUAGAGGCAGGAGAACAAUUAAAGCACAAAAGUUAUGGUAUUCGAUCUUAGAAGCUCAAACUGAAACUGGUACACCUUUCAUGUUAUAUAAGGAUGCAUGUAACAAGAAAUCUAAUCAACAAAAUUUGGGUGUUAUCAAAUCUUCCAAUUUAUGCUGUGAAAUUGUUGAAUAUUCAUCACCUGAGGAAACAGCAGUUUGUAAUUUAGCUAGUGUUGCAUUGCCUGCAUUUGUUGAAAGUGAUGACAAGAACUGUUGGUAUAACUUUGAGAAGUUACAUGAAAUUACAAAGGUUGUGACUAAAAACUUGAAUAAAAUCAUCGAUAGAAACUACUAUCCUGUUGAAACUGCAAGGAGAUCAAAUAUGAGAAACAGACCAAUUGCUGUUGGUGUCCAAGGUUUGGCAGAUGCCUUCAUGAUGUUGAGAUUACCAUUUGAUUCGCCAGAAGCAAAGGAACUGAAUAUUCAAAUUUUUGAAACCAUUUAUCAUGCUGCUUUGGAGGCAAGUGUUGAAUUAUCUAUUAGGGAUGGACCAUAUGAGACUUUUGAAGGAUCUCCUGCAUCCCAAGGUCUCCUACAGUUUGAUCUUUGGGGUAAGAAGCCAACCAACUUAUAUGACUGGGAUUCAUUAAAGGAGAAAAUCAAGGCCAAUGGUUUGAGAAAUUCAUUGCUUGUUGCACCAAUGCCGACUGCUUCAACAUCUCAAAUUCUAGGUUACAACGAAUGCUUUGAACCUUACACUUCCAAUAUUUACUCUAGAAGAGUUUUAGCCGGUGAAUUCCAGAUUGUCAACCCUUAUAUGUUGAGAGAUUUGGUUGAAAUGGGACUCUGGAAUGAUUCUAUGAAAAACCAUAUCAUCUCAGAUAAUGGUUCGAUUCAGAACUUACCGAAUAUUCCUCAAGAGAUCAAGGACUUAUAUAAGACUGUCUGGGAGAUCUCGCAAAAGACAAUUAUCGAUAUGGCUGCUGAUAGAGGUGCAUACGUGGAUCAGUCACAAUCUAUGAACAUCCAUUUGAAAAAUCCAACAAUGGGUAAAUUAACGUCCAUGCAUUUCUAUGGUUGGAAGAAGGGGCUCAAGACAGGUAUGUAUUACCUUAGAACCCAGGCUGCUGCUGCGGCAAUUCAAUUCACAGUUGACUUUAACUCUGCAAGUGAAGCGGGAUCUACAACUGCAGUUUUGGAUAAGAUUAAGAUUAAGAAGUAUUUACCAAGAAACUCAGGUAAGGUGGAAGAUGUUGAGGUUGCAAUUCCACAGAAAACUGCUGGACUUAGUGAAACUUUUGAGAAAUUGAAAGUUGAUGAAAAUGUUCCGUACAUUCCAGAACAACCUGUAGAGGAGGCGCAAGAACCAGAGAAGGAAGUGAAGAAGGUGAUAGUUGAGCCUGUUGUAAGUGUGCCAGCAGCACCAGCGAGUGGCGAAACUAAUGAAGAAGAUGUCGAUAUUUUCAACUCUAAAGUGAUUGCAUGUGCAAUCGACAAUCCAGAAGCAUGUACCAUGUGUUCUGGUUGA
Messenger RNA from Pichia kudriavzevii, 2640 nucleotides. RefSeq lists its product as uncharacterized. The record is from RefSeq and is a predicted model, not a curated record. Gene Ontology annotation, biological process: DNA replication; deoxyribonucleotide biosynthetic process. Lineage: Eukaryota; Fungi; Ascomycota; Pichiomycetes; Pichiales; Pichiaceae. The transcript has a single exon. Gene Ontology annotation, cellular component: ribonucleoside-diphosphate reductase complex. Gene Ontology annotation, molecular function: ATP binding; ribonucleoside-diphosphate reductase activity, thioredoxin disulfide as acceptor. Bases 1 to 2640 code for a protein of 879 amino acids.